Molecule: messenger RNA, 2505 nt
Organism: Zeugodacus cucurbitae (melon fly)
Lineage: Eukaryota; Metazoa; Arthropoda; Insecta; Diptera; Tephritidae
Product: serine protease gd
Exons: 4
Coding region: 435-1856 (473 amino acids)
Biological process (GO): proteolysis
Molecular function (GO): serine-type endopeptidase activity
Source: RefSeq, a predicted model, not a curated record
UGCUUUUCGGCAUUUCGCUCAUUCUGUUCGCGUAGCUCAACGUGUCCAGAUACGAAAACAAAUUAGCGCGGUUUCGAAAACCAAGAAUCUAAGCUUUCAAUAGCCGAAAGAGUGACGUAAAAUCAUUGCUUUCGACAAGAAUAAAACAUAAUUUUAAGGCAAAUUGAGUGAAAGUUUAGAACUUAAAAUCUAAUUUGAAGUAAUUGUUAAAGGGCAGGCGAAAACCAAAAUCCCUAUAUAUAGUUUUAUAUUAUAAUCUAACUUUACGAAAUAGCCAAAGAUUACCAUACGUUAUACUUAGAUAGUAAAGCGGCAAGUAAAGCACAACAAAUAAAAACAAGUGAGAACAAUAAGUAAAGAAAGCAAAUAUAAACAAAUCAUUAAGUUAUAUAUACUACUCCAAAAAACUCGCAUCCUGCAAUUGUAAUUGUGCAAUGAUAUACGCUGUUUUGCGCUGUUUCGCAUUUCUAUUCUUCUUAUUUCACUUAUGGCGCCUACCAAUUGGCGCCUAUGCUCAGGAAAUACCUUCGAUUGCCUGCCCCAAUUACUUUGAGUACCUCAAGUAUGGUAAUGGCAAUAUCGGACGCAUUACAUUGCCCAAUGUAUCGGGUGGCACCACACGACUGGAUGUGCGUUUCUCUCAGCGAUAUCCUGUACAAUCGAACUACUACGGUCGUUUAUCGCUCUUUCACGAUCAGCAGUCAACGUUAAACAACUUGGCGCGUGGCCUUCCUAUUACCUAUCGUGUGGAUUUCCCAUUUCUUAAUGUUGUGCCGAAAUUGACGCGUAUUGCCAUCAAUGGCGUCACCGUUUGCGCGGCAUCUGAGUAUCCCCCUCCAAGUACUGCUUUGGAUCUCCAGCAUACGCUGCAAACUUCAACUGUGAGCGGUACAAAUCCGCUCAAUAGUAAUUUCGGUCCCGUUUUUCCCACCGCAACCAAUACUAUACCCAUUCGGGUUGCACAGCAACCUCAAUUUGUUAAUCAGCAGCCUCAAGUUACAAGACCGAGAACUGUGCCUAACAAUCCCGUUAGACAGCAGCCAUCUACGUCGAGAUCAUCAAUCGCUGGGGAUUUCUCGCGAUGUGGUGUGGAGGGUAAAACGGUGACGCCAUUUAUUCAUGGUGGCGUACAGAUUUCGCGCGGCCAAUUCCCCUGGUUGACCGCCGUCUAUCGGAAGCAAUCAUCCGGUUUGAGAUUCUUAUGUGGCGGUUCACUGGUCUCGGCCAACACAGUUAUCACGGCGGGACAUUGUUUCAAACUGAGUUCGAUUGCCGCUUCUCAGGUGGUGGUCUAUUUGGGUCGUCACAAUUUGGAAAAUUACAGUGAAGUCGGUGCUGUUGCCCGAGAUGUACGCAACUUGAUUAUACAUCCCGACUAUAAUGGUCAACAGUUGCCAGAUGCGGAUAUCGCAAUAUUGCACAUGCAAUCACCUGUCGGUUUCAGUCAGUUCAUUCGUCCCAUUUGCCUGUGGAGUGAAUCCCCGGACAGUUCAUAUGUUGUUGGCCAAACGGCAUUUGUUGCUGGCUGGGGUGCGGAUGGGAGAGGUAAUGAAGUAACAGCGACUCCUAAAAUGGUCGAUACGGCGAUAGUCAGCGACAACGUAUGUCUACGCUCUUCGGAAGUUUUCAGUAAAUUGACAACACCCCGCACCAUUUGUGCGGGCAAACGGGAUGGCAGUGGCCCUUGUAUGGGCGAUUCUGGUGGCGGCUUGAUGUUAAACCGCAACGGUGCUUGGACGUUGCGUGGUAUUGUAUCGGUCGGCAUAACUAAUAGGGGACAGUGCGAUCUGACCCAAUAUGUAAUAUACUGCGACCUGGCGAAACACUAUUCAUGGGUUAGAAGCAAUAUUGUUUGACCGCAGUGUUAUGCCAGUCACACUAAUGCUCAACUACAUCGUAGACUGUUGAAAUUUAUAAGAAACCAUAAAUAAUUUAUUAAAAUGAAUCGGUCGAUUUGAGAGAUUAUGGCCCAUGCAUGACGAUGUCGUUCACAACGUGGGUAUUUUAGUAAAACUUUAUUGGCAGCCGCCUGCGUUCGCAUAGACAUCGUCAAAGCAAAUAGAACUUCUGCAGGGAUAAUUAUUAUACUAAUACAUAUUUACUUUAACGACACUUAAUUCUUCUUUCAAGAUUACUGUAAUAUUCAGGCAUACAAUACAACACAACAUGUAGCACAUGCAUCACGUGUGUAGAAAAAGUUGAAAUAAACAAAUUUCGUACAAGUAUAAACGCUAUUAAGUUCUUAAACUACCAUAUAUAAUAUAAGUGAUAUUUGAAUACUGUCAAAUCGGAAUAGCUAACUCUAUGCCAAAUCAAACAUUUUUAAUGCAACAUGCUUAGCCGACAACUAAGAGAUUAGGAAUAUGAAAUAUAUUUAUCAAAUUUAAUAAAACAAUUUUUAUUAGAAUAAGUAACAAAGACCUUUGUUGAGAUCUAUUUAAGCAUUUUAUACUUGUGAAUUGAAACUGUGAGUCGAGUACAAUAUAACGGAAGGACAUAAACUAU